CUUUGCUUUCCGCAGUAACCUGACAUUCCACUGAAGUCGUGGUUCAGAGCGCGCCACCGCCUGCAACCUACGCAGACAUCAAGGCCACGUCGACUAAAACAAACAAAAAGACGCUCAAAAAUUGUUUCCUGACUUUUUUCUCAGUCUGAAGCAGAAUUUUGACACAGUGCACUAUGUUAGAUUCGUCUUCUAGCGAAGACACUGGUGGGGAGUCCGACUUAGAGCCUCAGAGGAAACCGGACGCCUCUUCCUCUGCAGAGAAACGGGAAACGGGACCCCCGGGCAGCCAGCAGCUGCGCUCCGCGACACCUGGAAGCCUCGCCGGCAAAAGUACGAAAGUGAACAGCGCUACAGAUGAAGAACAGGAAAAGAGGAAACGUGAGUCCAUUCAGAAGGAGGAAGAGGAGAGGAAAAUAAAACUGCAGAUUUAUGUGUUCGUCCUCCGGUGCAUAGCCUACCCGUUCAACGCCAAGCAGCCCACCGACAUGUCCCGUCGGCAGCAGAAGGUCAAUAAGCAGCAGCUACAGGCAGUAAAGGAGCGUUUUCUUGCUUUCCUCAAUGGAGAAACUCAAAUUGUGGCUGAUGAAGCUUUCUGCAAUGCUGUGAGAAGCUACUAUGAGGGCUUCCUAAAGAGUGAGCGUAUUUCCCGGAUGGUUCAGAGCGGUGGCUGUUCAGCUAAUGACUUUCGUGAGGUUUUCAAGAAAAACAUUGAGCGCCGUGUCCGCAGCCUUCCUGAGAUCGAUGGGCUGAGCAAAGAGACUGUGCUCAGUUCCUGGAUUGCAAAGUAUGAUGCUAUCUACAGAGGGGAUGAGGACCUGUGGCGCCAACCACAGAGGGCACACCUAAGUGCUGUUUCAGAGCUCAUCCUUAGUAAAGAGCAACUCUACGAGAUGUUCCAGCAGAUCCUCAAUAUCCGCAAGUUUGAGCACCAGCUGUUGUACAAUGCCUGCCAGCUCGAUAGCAUGGAUGAACAGGCAGCUCAGAUCCGUAGAGAGCUGGAUGGCAGGUUACAGUUGGCCGAAAAGAUUGCCAAGGAACGGAAAUACCCAAAGUUUGUCUCUGCUGAUAUGGAGGCUCUGUAUGUGGAGGAGCUGCGAUCAUCUGUCAACCUACUGAUGGCAAAUUUGGAGAGUCUGCCUGUGUCUAAAGGAGGUCCAGACUUCAAACAGAAGCUCAAACGCUCCACUGUAAAUAACUCCUUUCUAGAUCUUGGAGAUGAGGGAGAUCUGUCUAAGUCGGACAUCGUCUUGUCUUUCACUCUGGAGAUUGUAAUCAUGGAGGUCCAGGGCCUGAAGUCAGUGGCCCCAGACCGUAUGGUUUACUGUACCAUGGAGGUAGAAGGAGAAGAAAAGCUACAGACCGACCAAGUAGAAGCCUCAAGACCACAGUGGGGGACUCAGGGGGACUUCACCACAACUCACCCUCUGCCUUCAGUUAAAGUGAAGCUCUUCCUAGAGAGCACCAGGGUCUUAGCUUUGGAUGACAAGGAGCUGGGCAAGGUAAUCCUGAACCCGACUACCAAUGGACCAAAGCACACAGAGUUCCAUCGUAUGAUUGUCCCCAAGAACAGCCAGGACACAGAGCUGAAAAUCAAACUGGCUGUCCGCAUGGACAAACCUCCCAACAUGAAGCACAGCGGAUACCUGUACGCUAUGGGGCAGAGGGUCUGGAAACGCUGGAAAAAAAGAUAUUUUGUUCUUGUCCAGGUUAGUCAGUACACAUUUGCAAUGUGCAGCUAUAGAGAGAAGAAGGCUGAGCCUCAGGAGCUGAUGCAGCUGGAGGGCUACACAGUGGACUGCUGUGAGCCUCGGCCAGGUCUGCAAGGUGGUCGGGUUUUUUUUAACGUGUUGAAGGAAGGCGAUUUGGUGAUGUUUGCUUGUGAUGAUGAGCAGGAACGGGUGCUGUGGGUCCAGGCCAUGUACCGAGCGACUGGACAGUCCUACAAACCGAUCCUCCACCCCAAAAACAAAACCCCAAACUGCAGAGGAGGAAACCAGAAACUGACAUCCCCCAUCAGUCUUGAUCCAUCUCAGCGUCAGGCAGUGGAAAAGUUGAUCUCAGCGUCUCCGUGUCAGUUCGACCACGCUGCCCUGUUCACCAUUUUACAGAAACACACACUCCAGCAUCGAAUGAACGACUCCUUCUCCUGCCUGGGCUGGUUCAGUCCUGGUCAGGUGUUUGUCCUGGAUGAGUACUGUGCUCGGUAUGGUGUUCGAGGCUGCCACCGCCAUCUGAGCUACCUGAAGGAGCUGAUGGAUUAUUCGGAGAACAAUGCUCUCGUCGACCCAAUGCUGCUACACUACAGCUAUGCCUUCUGCGCCUCCCACGUCCACGGAAACAGGCCUGAUGGGAUAGGCACAGUGACCAUGGAGGAAAAAGUGCAGUUUGAAGCAAUCAGAAGUCGUCUCAUUGCUCUGCUGGAGAACCAGAUCACACAUUUUAGGUAUUGCUUUCCCUUUGGACGACCAGAUGGGGCCCUAAAGGCCACGCUCUCCCUUCAGGAACGGGUUUUGAUGAAAGACAUCACUACCCCUGUUCCUCCAGAGGAUAUGAAGAAACUGGUGCAGAGGUGUCUGGAACAAGCAGCUCAAAUCAACUAUAGUCAGUUGAUUGAAUAUGCUAAAAUCAAGGUGGAACAUCAGGUACCUUCAGAGAAAAGACUGGAGGACAUGAUGAGGCUGGGAGAGCUCUGCAUCGAAGUCUUGCAACAGAAUGAAGAACAUCACUCUGAG
Messenger RNA from Haplochromis burtoni (Burton's mouthbrooder), 2732 nucleotides. RefSeq names its product calcium-dependent secretion activator 2. Gene Ontology annotation, biological process: dense core granule exocytosis; positive regulation of exocytosis; synaptic vesicle exocytosis. Gene Ontology annotation, cellular component: glutamatergic synapse. The record is from RefSeq and is a predicted model, not a curated record. Lineage: Eukaryota; Metazoa; Chordata; Actinopteri; Cichliformes; Cichlidae.